AUGUGUAUUUGGGAUACAAGAGUAUUCGAAGCAGUGUCUUUUGUUAAAAACAUAUACUUUUUAAUUGUGAAUGGUAAGAUCAAAGGUAGCGGUCUGGAGCUGAAUGUGGCGAAUGUUUAUGCUCCGGAAUCGGUUAACGCUAAGCUUGGUGUGUGGAACGAGUUAUCAGCGGCUAUUGAGGAUUAUACGGGUUUGUGGCUGGUAGGGGGGGAUUUCAAUGCGGUCAGGGACUCCAGCGAAAGGAGGAAUUCCAGGCUUAAUUUAUCAUGUACCACGAACUUCAACAAUUUUAUUUUUAAUUCGGGGCUGCUUGAAUACGAUUUAAAAGGAAGGAGGGCUCUAUCGGCUUCUUAUUCGGAUCACGGUCCCAUUUUGCUUAUUACCAGAGCUAGGAAUUUUGGUGCCAAACCCUUUAGAGUUUUUAACUCAUGGUUGGGGAAAGAAGGUUACAAAGAAGCCGUCGAAAAGUCUCUAGAGGGAAUUAAUUUUACUGGGCAGCCAGACUUGAUUUUAGCUCAAAAGUUUUCGUUGAUUAGGAAGGGGCUCAAGGCUUGGAGAGAUGAAGCGAAGAAAAAAGAGGGGGAUUUGGCCAAUUUGGCGGUUGCUAAAAUGGAAGAGUUAGAAAAUAUAAUGGAGACCAGAGGUUUAUUAGAAGAAGAAGAGUGGUCGUAUCUGGAAAACAAAAAGUUGUUGUUGGAAAUUGAAAGAAGGAAGACUAUGGAUUUGAAGCAGCGUUCUAGGACGAAGUGGGCGUUAGAUGGAGACGAAAACUCAAAAUUCUUCCAUGCUCAUGUCAACGCAAGAAAAGCAAUUAACGGUAUUGUAACGCCUCGUUUUUCGGAGAUUUUCGUUUUUUUUUGA
This is a messenger RNA of Helianthus annuus (common sunflower), 861 nucleotides long. RefSeq lists its product as uncharacterized. Lineage: Eukaryota; Viridiplantae; Streptophyta; Magnoliopsida; Asterales; Asteraceae. The record is from RefSeq and is a predicted model, not a curated record. Bases 1 to 861 code for a protein of 286 amino acids. The transcript is spliced from 2 exons.